Carassius carassius (crucian carp) is the source of this 12453-nucleotide messenger RNA. Its product is annotated as neuroblast differentiation-associated protein AHNAK-like. Gene Ontology annotation, molecular function: protein binding. Gene Ontology annotation, biological process: regulation of RNA splicing. The transcript is spliced from 7 exons. The coding region runs from base 16 to 12354 and encodes 4112 amino acids. The record is from RefSeq and is a predicted model, not a curated record. Lineage: Eukaryota; Metazoa; Chordata; Actinopteri; Cypriniformes; Cyprinidae. Gene Ontology annotation, cellular component: cytoplasm; nucleus.
AUCUUGAUUUCUGCCAUGUGUGAGUGUUUGCGAGGGAUCUUCCGUGUCACAUGGACACCCUCUUCAGAUGCAGACUCUGACCGUGAGGACAGUAAUGGGAGUCCAGGAGCCAGAGAUUCACCUGUAAACAACAAAAGACAAUCUCCCCCCUCAGACAGGCCUCCCUUUGGCGCUCAUCUAAGUACACACCUCAGCAUCUCUGCUGAUGAACAGGACAGCCCAGAGCGAAUUGUUCAGAAGGAAAAACUCCAUGCAGAACUAAAACAAGUUUUGAGUAAAAAGAGAAGCCAGCUUAGAGACACCCAAACCACCCUCACAGACAUGGAGGAACCCCCCAAGACAGACAAUAAGAAUGAGAUGGAGAAGGACAACCAGUUGUCAGAGCUUGUAGAAAUGGUUGUUGAAACACAUGCUGAGGUUGGAGCUAGUGGGUACAGUGUUGUGGGUGGAGGGGAGCAAGGUAUCUUCAUCAAAGAGGUCUUGAAAGACUCCCCAGCAGCAAAGCACCUCAGUCUACAGAAAGGAGAUCAACUGCUAAGUGCCAGGGUGUAUUUUGAUAACGUCAAAUAUGAGGACGCAUUAAAAAUUCUUCAGUGUGCAGAACCCUACAAAGUGUCCUUCUUUUUGAAGAGGACUGUGCCAGGAAGUGAAGUCAGCAUACGUCCAGGGGCACAAAAUUUUGAGCUCAGAGGACCUAAGGCCAAGAUGCAAAAAACGAGCGUCAAAAGUGUGAAACCAUUCAAAACCAAGAAAAGGAGAGGAGGAAGAUUUGGAUUGAAACGACUAAAAGAGAACAAAAAAGCAAGAGCACAAGCAGAGAUGGACGUUGAUGGAUCACCUGGUAGAUCAGACAUCAGUCCUGUUGAUGUUGAGUUUGUAUUCCCGAAGUUCAAGAUAAGGAAAGGUGGAAAGGCCACUGCAGAUGGAUCAGAACAUCUGGAGGGUGUUAUCACUAGUACUAAGAAAAAGAGGAAGAUCAGAUUUCCAAAGAUGAAGGCUAUGGAUGCUGCUGUUGGUGAAGGGAAGGUCAGUGUAGAUAUUUCAGCACAUGAGGGAGAGGCCUCUGGAUCCAAGCUGAAGGCCAAGACGAAAGGUCCAAAAUUUGGAAUGAAUUUCCCAAAAAUUAAAAAGUCGAAGUUAGAUUUACAAUCUUCAAAUGACAGCUUUGAGGUGAAAGAACUAGAAGGCAAAUUUAAGCUUCCAUCAGUAGAGCGUGAUAUCAACAUGCCUCAGGGCAAGGCUGAAACUAAUGUUUCUAAUUUUGAGGUUAGUGUUAAAGAAAAAGGAGAGGGUCCUGAGAUAAAAAUGCCAAAGAUAAAUCUGGAUGUCUCCGAUACAAAGUUGACUGUCCCAAAGUUCAAACUACCAAAUGUAAGACUUUCUUGUCAUUCAGAUGAAUAUGAUGGAGAGGCAAGGAAAGAAACUGAUACAUCUGAAAAUAAACUGAAAAUGCCCAAGAUUGACAUCAAAGCACCAAAUGUGGAUUUGGACUUGCAUCUCCAAAAGACUAAGGGCAAAGCUGAAUUCAAAGAUGUAAAAGUUCCCGACUGCACUGUAAAAGGAACAAAAAUCAACACCACCAAGCCUGACACAUCAUUACCAGAGCUAAACCUUGAUGCAAAACAAAAAUUUGGAGAUGACAUUGAUGGAUCCAUGGAAAAAGAGCAUAAGAUUUCCCUCCCCAAACUUGACAUUGCAGGGCCCAAGAUAGAGAUGUCAGAUGCGGACAUUGGUCUUCCUAUAUUAGAUGUGUCUUUACCAAAGAUGGCUGCAAAAAGCAUUGACACUGAGGGACAUGCAAGUACUGGAGUAAAGUUUGAAAUGACACAAUUAGACAUCUCUCUUCCAAAAAUAACAUCCCCUGAGAGUGAUGUCAUAUUUGAAGAACCUGGAGCAAAAUGUGGAAAAAUUCACAAGCCAAAUAUCAGUAUUCCAUCAUCAAAAGGUAAAGGAAGCAAAGUUCACACACCUUCCCUUGACAUUUCGUUGCCUAAAGAUAAAACAGAGAUAAACAUUGAUAUAGAAGGUCAUUCUGGAACAGGUAUAAAGUAUGAAAUGCCAAAAAUUUAUGUUUCGCUGCAAAAAGCUCCAGAAAGAGAUUUGGCUGUUGAGGGACAUAAAGGAAAGGGAAGAAAAUUUGGAAUGCCUAAAUUUGAUGUUUCCUUGCCUAAAUUAAAAACAUCAGGAGGUGAAAUCGACAUUGAAGGUCCAGAUAUUAAGAGUGGAAAGAUUCAAAUGCCCUCUAUAGAUACCUCUCUGCCUGAACGAAUAGCAGGAGAUGUAAAUGUUGAAGGACAUGCAGGAAAAGGAAGAAAUUUUGAAAUGCCAAAAUUUGAUGUUUCUUUGCCUAAAUUAAAACCAUCAGAAAGUGAAAUCGACAGUGAAGGUCCUGAUGUCAAGGGUGGAAAGAUUCACAUGCCCACUAUUGAUAUCUCUCUGCCAGGAGGAGGAGCAGCAGGAGAUGUAGAUAUUGAAGGGCAUGCAGGAAAAGGAAGAACAUUUGAAAUGCCAAAAUUAGAUGUUUCCUUGCCUAAAUUAAAACCAUCAGAAGGUGUAAUCAAUGUUGAAGGUCCCGAUAUCAAGGGUGGAAAGUUUCACAUGCCCACUAUUGAUAUCUCUCUGCCAGGAGGAGGAGCAGCAGGAGAUGUAGAUGUUGAAGGACCUGCAGGAAAAGGAAUAAAAUUUGAAAUGCCAAAAUUAGAUGUUUCUUUGCCUAAAUUAAAACCAUCACAAGGUGAAAUCAAUGUUGAAGGUCCCGACAUGAAGGGUGGAAAGUUUAAUUUGCCCUCUAUUGAUAUCUCUCUGCCAGGAGGAGGAGCAGAAGGAGAUGUAGAUGUUGAAGGACAUGCAGGAAAAGGAAGAACAUUUGAAAUGCCAAAAUUAGAUGUUUCUUUGCCUAAAUUAAAACCAUCAGGAGGUGAAGCUGACAUUGAAGAUCCCGAUAUCAAGGGUGGAAAGUUUCUCAUGCCCUCUACAGAUAUUUCUCUGCCUGGAGGAGUAGUAGGGGGAGAUGUAGAUGUUGAAGGGAAUGCAGGAAAAGGAAGAAAAUUCAAAAUGUCAAAAUUAGAUGUUUCCUUGCCUAAAUUAAAAUCAUCAGGUGUAGUUGACAUUGAAGGUCCUGAUGUCAAGGGUGGAAAGAUUCACAUGCCCUCUAUUGAUAUCUCUCUGCCAGGAGGAGGAGCAGCAGGAGAUGUAGAUGUUGAAGGACCUGCAGGAAAAGGAAGAAAAUUUGAAAUGCCUAAAUUAGAUGUUUCCUUGCCUAAAUUAAAACCAUCAGGAGGUGAAAUCAACAUUGAAGGUCCCGAUAUCAAGGGUGGAAAGUUUCACAUGCCCACUAUUGAUAUCUCUCUGCCAGGAGGAGGAGCAGCAGGAGAUGUAGAUGUUGAAGGACAUGCAGGAAAAGGAAUAAAAUUUGAAAUGCCAAAAUUAGAUGUUUCUUUGCCUAAAUUAAAACCAUCACAAGGUGAAAUCAAUGUUGAAGGUCCCGACAUGAAGGGUGGAAAGUUUAAUUUGCCCUCUAUUGAUAUCUCUCUGCCAGGAGGAGGAGCAGCAGGAGAUGUAGAUGUUGAAGGACAUGCAGGAAAAGGAAGACAAUUUGAAAUGCCUAAAUUAGAUGUUUCUUUGCCUAAAUUAAAACCAUCAGGAGGUGAAAUCAAUGUUGAAGGUCCCGACAUGAAGGGUGGAAAGUUUAAUUUGCCCUCUAUUGAUAUCUCUCUGCCAGGAGGAGGAGCAGCAGGAAAUGUAGAUGUUGAAGGGCAUGCAGGAAAAGGAAGAACAUUUGAAAUGCCAAAAUUAGAUGUUUCUUUGCCUAAAUUAAAACCAUCAGGAGGUGAAGCUGACAUUGAAGAUCCCGAUAUCAAGGGUGGAAAGUUUCUCAUGCCCUCUACCGAUAUUUCUCUGCCUGGAGGAGUAGUAGGGGGAGAUGUAGAUGUUGAAGGGCAUGCGGGAAAAGGAAGAAAAUUCAAAAUGCCUAAAUUAGAUGUUUCUUUGCCUAAAUUUAAAUCAUCAGGUGUAGUUGACAUUGAAGGUCCUGAUGUCAAGGGUGGAAAGAUUCACAUGCCCUCUAUUGAUAUCUCUCUGCCAGGAGGAGGAGCAGCAGGAGAUGUAGAUGUUGAAGGACCUGCAGGAAAAGGAAGAAAUUUUGAAAUGCCUAAAUUUGAUGUUUCCUUGCCUAAAUCAAAACCAUCAGGAGGUGAAAUCAAUGUUGAAGGUCAAGAUAUGAAGGGUGGAAAUUUUCACAUGCCCUCUAUUGAUAUCUCUCUGCCAGGAGGAGGAGCAGCAGGAGAUGUAGAUCUUAAAGGGCCUAAAGGAAAAGGAGGAAAAUUUGAAAUGCCUAAAUUAGAUGUUUCCUUGCCUAAAUUAAAACCAUCACAAGGUGAAAUCAAUGUUGAAGGUCCCGAUAUGAAGGGUGGAAAGUUUAAUUUGCCCUCUAUUGAUAUCUCUCUGCCAGGAGGAGGAGCAGGAGGAAAUGUAGAUGUUGAAGGGCAUGCAGGAAAAGGAAUAAAAUUUGAAAUGCCAAAAUUAGAUUUUUCUUUGCCUAAAUUCAAACCAUCAGGAGGUGAAAUCAAUGUUGAAGGUCACGAUAUGAAGGGUGGAAAGUUUCACAUGCCCUCUAUUGAUAUCUCUCUGCCAGGAGGAGGAGCAGCAGGAGAUGUAGAUGUUGAAGGGCCUAAAGGAAAAGGAGGAAAAUUUGAAAUGCCUAAAUUAGAUGUUUCCUUGCCUAAAUUAAAACCAUCAGGAGGUGAAAUCACCAUUGAAGGUCCCGAUAUCAAGAGUGGAAAGUUUCACAUGCCCACUAUUGAUAUCUCUCUGCCAGGAGGAGGAGCAAGAGGAGAUGUAGAUCUUAAAGGGCCUAAAGGAAAAGGAGGAAAAUUUGAAAUGCCUAAAUUAUAUGUUUCCUUGCCUAAAUUAAAACCAUCACAAGGUGAAAUCAAUGUUGAAGGUCCCGACAUGAAGGGUGGAAAGUUUAAUUUGCCCUCUAUUGAUAUCUCUCUGCCAGGAGGAGGAGCAGCAGGAGAUGUAGAUGUUGAAGGGCAUGCAGGAAAAGGAAGAAAAUUUGAAAAGCCUAAAUUAGAUGUUUCUUUGCCUAAAUUAAAACCAUCAGGAGGUGAAAUCAACAUUGAAGGUCCCGAUAUCAAGGGAGGAAAGAUUCACAUGCCCACUAUUGAUAUCUCUCUGCCAGAAGGAGGAGCAGCAGGAGAUGUAGAAGUUGAAGGACAUGCAGGAAAAGGAAGAAAAUUUGAAAUGCCUAAAUUAGAUGUUUCCUUGCCUAAACUAAAACCAUCAGGAGGUGAAAUCAACAUUGAAGGUCCCGAUAUCAAGGGUGGAAAGUUUCACAUGCCCACUAUUGAUAUCUCUCUGCCAGGAGGAGGAGCAGAAGGAGAUGUAGAUGUUGAAGGACAUGCAGGAAAAGGAAGAAAAAUUGAAAUGCCUAAAUUAGAUUUUUCCUUGCCUAAAUUAAAACCAUCAGGAGGUGAAAUCAACAUUGAAGGUCCCGAUAUCAAGGGUGGAAAGUUUCACAUGCCCUCUUUAGAAACCUCUCUGCCAGUAGGAGGAACAGGAGGAGAUGUAGAUGUUGAAGGACAUGCAGGAAAAGGAAGAAAAUUUGAAAUGCCUAAAUUAGAUGUUUCUUUGCCAAAAUUAAAAUCAUCAGUUGUUGUUGACAUUGAAGGUCCUGAUGUCAAGGGUGGAAAGAUUCACAUGCCCUCUAUUGAUAUCUCUCUGCCAGGAGGAGGAGCAGCAGGAGAUGUAGAUGUUGAAGGACCUGCAGGAAAAGGAAGAAAAUUUGAAAUGCCUAAAUUAGAUGUUUCUUUGCCUAAAUUAAAAUCAUCAGGUGUAGUUGACAUUGAAGGUCCUGAUGUCAAGGGUGAAGGGAUUCACUUGCCCUCUAUUGAUAUCUCUCUGCCAGGAGGAGGAGCAGCAGGAGAUGUAGAUGUUGAAGGACAUGCAGGAAAAGGACGAAAAUUUGAAAUGCCUAAAUUAUAUGUUUCCUUGCCUAAAUUAAAACCAUCGGGAGGUGAAAUCAACAUUGAAGGUCCCGAUAUCAAGGGUGGAAAGUUUCACAUGCCCACUAUUGAUAUCUCUCUGCCAGGAGGAGGAGCAGAAGGAGAUGUAGAUGUUGAAGGACAUGCAGGAAAAGGAAGAAAAUUUGAAAUGCCUAAAUUAGAUGUUUCCUUGCCUAAAUUAAAACCAUCACAAGGUGAAAUCAAUGUUGAAGGUCCCGAUAUGAAGGGUGGAAAGUUUAAUUUGCCCUCUAUUGAUAUCUCUCUGCCAGGAGGAGGAGCAGAAGGAGAUGUAGAUGUUGAGGGGCAUGCAGGAAAAGGAAGAAAAUUUGAAAAGCCUAAAUUAGAUGUUUCCUUGCCUAAAUUAAAACCAUCAGGAGGUGAAAUCAACAUUGAAGGUCCCGAUAUCAAGGGUGGAAAGUUUCACAUGCCCUCUAUUGAUAUCUCUCUGCCAGGAGGAGGAGCAGCAGGAGAUGUAGAUGUUGAAGGACAUGCAGGAAAAGGAAGAAAAUUUGAAAUGCCUAAAUUAGAUGUUUCUUUGCCUAAAUUAAAACCAUCAGGAGGUGAAAUCAAUGUUGAAGGUCACGAUAUAAAGGGUGGAAAGUUUCACAUGCCCUCUAUUGAUAUCUCUCUGCCAAGAGGAGGAGCAGCAGGAGAUGUAGAUGUUGAAGGACAUGCAGGAAAAGGAAGAAAAUUUGAAAUGCCUAAAUUAGAUGUUUCCUUGCCUAAACUAAAACCAUCAGGAGGUGAAAUCAACAUUGAAGGUCCCGAUAUCAAGGGUGGAAAGUUUCACAUGCCCACUAUUGAUAUCUCUCUGCCAGGAGGAGGAGCAGAAGGAGAUGUAGAUGUUGAAGGACAUGCAGGAAAAGGAAGAACAUUUGAAAUGCCAAAAUUAGAUGUUUCCUUGCCUAAAUUAAAACCAUCAGAAGGUGAAAUCAAUGUUGAAGGUCACGAUAUGAAGGGUGGAAAGUUUCACAUGCCCUCUAUUGAUAUCUCUCUGCCAGGAGGAGGAGCAGAAGGAGAUAUAGAUGUUGACGGGCAUGCGGGAAAAGGAAGAAAAUUUAAAAUGCCAAAAUUAGAUGUUUCUUUGCCAAAAUUAAAAUCAUCAGUUGUUGUUGACAUUGAAGGUCCUGAUGUCAAGGGUGGAAAGAUUCACAUGCCCUCUAUUGAUAUCUCUCUGCCAGGAGGAGGAGCAGCAGGAGAUGUAGAUAUUGAAGGACCUGCAGGAAAAGGAAGAAAAUUUGAAAUGCCUAAAUUAGAUGUUUCCUUGCCUAAAUUAAAACCAUCAGGAGGUGAAAUCACCAUUGAAGGUCCCGAUAUCAAGAGUGGAAAGUUUCACAUGCCCUCUAUUGAUAUCUCUCUGCCAGGAGGAGGAGCGAGAGGAGAUGUAGAUCUUAAAGGGCCUAAAGGAAAAGGAGGAAAAUUUGAAAUGCCUAAAUUAGAUGUUUCCUUGCCUAAAUUAAAACCAUCACAAGGUGAAAUCAACAUUGAAGGUCCCGAUAUCAAGGGUGGAAAGUUUCACAUGCCCUCUAUUGAUAUCUCUCUGCCAGGAGGAGGAGCAGCAGGAGAUGUAGAUGUUGAAAAACCUUCGGGAAAAGGAAGAAAAUUUGAAAUGCCUAAAUUAGAUGUUUCUUUGCCAAAAUUCAAAGUGUCUUCUGGAGAAAUCAAUGUUGAAGGUCCCGAUAUCAAGGCUGAAAUUUUUCAUAUCCCCUUUAUAGAUAUUUCUAUGCCUGGAGGAGAAGCAGGAGGAGAUGUAGAUAUUAAAGGACAUGCAGGAAAAGGAGGAAAAUUUGAAAUGCCUAAAUUAGACGUUUCAUUGCCUAAAUUAAAACCAUCAGGAGGUGAAAUCAAUGUUGAAGGCCCCAAUAUCAAGGGUGGAAAGUUUCACAUGCCCUCUUUAGAUAAAUCUCUGCCAAUAGGAGGAACAGGAGGAGAUGUAGAUGUAGAAGGACAUGCAGGAAAAGGAAGAACAUUUGAAAUGCCAAAAUUAGAUGCUUCUUUGCCAAAAUUAAAAUCAUCAGGUGAAGUUGACAUUCAAAGUCCUGAUAUCAACGGUGGAAAGUUUAAUAUGCCCUCUACUGAUAUCUCUCUGCCAAGAGGAGAAGCAGAAGUAGAUAUAGAUGUUGAAGGACAUGCAGGAAAAGGAAGAAAAUUUGAAAUGCCAAAAUUAGAUUUUUCUUUGCCAAAAUUAAAAGCGUCUGCAGGAGAAAUCAAUGUUGAGGGUCCCGAUAUCAAGGCUGAAAUAUUUCAUAUGCCCUCUAUAGAUAUCUCUAUGCCUGGAGGAGAAGCAGGAGGAGAUGUAGAUAUUAAAGGACAUGCAGGAAAAGGAGGAAAAUUUGAAAUGCCUAAAUUAGAUGUUUCAUUGCCUAAAUUAAAACCAUCAGGAGGUGAAAUCAAUGUUGAAGGCCCCAAUAUCAAGGAUGGAAAAUUCCACAUGCCCUCUUUAGAAAUCUCUCUGCCAGGAGGAGGAGCAGGAGGAGAUUUAGAUGUUGAAAAACCUUCCAGAAAAGGAAAAAAAAUUGAAAUGCCUAAAUUAGAUGUUUCUUUGCCAAAAUUAAAAAUAUCUGCUGGAGAAAUCAAUGUUGAAGGUCCCGAUAUCAAGGGUGGAAAGUUUCACAUACCCUCUAUUGAUAUAUAUCUGCCAGGAAGAGGAGCAGAACGAGAUGUAAAUGUUGAAGGACAUGCAGGAAAAGGAAGAAAAAUUGAAAUGCCAAAAUUAGAUGUUUCUUUGCCAAAAUUAAAAGCAUCUGCAGGAGAAAUCAAUGUUGAAGGCCCAGAUAUCAAGGGUGGAAAGUUUCACAUGCCCUCUUUAGAAACCUCUCUGCCAGUAGGAGGAACAGGAGGAGAUGUAGAUGUAGAAGGACAUGCAGGAAAAGGAAGAACAUUUGAAAUGCCAAAAUUAGAUGCUUCUUUGCCAAAAUUAAAAUCAUCAGGUGACGUUGACAUUCAAGGCCCCAAUAUCAAGGGUGGAAAGUUUCAGAUGCCCUCUAUAGAUAUCUCUCUGCCUGGAGGAGGAUUAGGAGGAGAUGUAGAUGUUGAAGGACCUUCAGGGAAAGGAAGAAAAUUUGAAAUACCAAAAUUAGAUGUUUCUUUGCCAAAAUUAAAACCUUCAGGAGGUCAAAUUGACUUUGAAGGCCCGGAUAUCAAGGGUGGAAAGUUUCACAUGCCCUCUAUAGAUAUCUCUCUGCCAGGAACUGCAGAGGGAGGGCUUAAACUGGGAGAUGACACUAAAAAAGGUAUAAGAUUUCACAUGCCCACUAUUGAUAUCUCUAUCCCUAAAAUGAAUCUAACAGAUCAUGAACUAAAAGUUGGGUCAGAUAAUAAAGACAUAGACUUUAACUUGACUCAUGAUUCUGAUAUAGAGACCAAAGCCUCUGGUGCCAAAAUUAGUGAUUUCAAUGUCCCUGAAGUAACUUUAAGUGGGAACAUCAAGCUGCCAAGUGUGAAAAUACCAACUGUUGACAUAUCUGCUCCUAAAGUUGACCUGGACUUUAGUCUUCCCAAGGGAAAGGGCAGUGAUAGAGAAAAUAUUGAACUUCUUAAGGCAGAGGGUGGAAGGCCGUCAUCUGGGGCAAGUUUUGAUGUUCCGGACGUCUCUGUAAAAAUGCCCAAAAUUUCACUUCCUAAAUUUGGCAGAAAAUCGAAAAGUAGAGACAAACUAGAACUGGAGAGUCCUGACUUAUCUAUAGAUUUGGAAAUGGAAAGAACAUCACCAUCUAAAAAGGAUGCUGAAAUAAUUGGUCCUGACACUGAACUGAAGGUCAAAGCAGGUGCUGAAGAAAUUACAAAACCAGAAUUCACAGGAGAGGUUCCUGAAGAUGAGGUCAAAUCCAAGUUCAAAUUCCCCAAAUUCAAGACACCUACUCCUAAAGCAAAGCUCAAAGAUGUAGAAAUAGGUAUUCCUGAAUAUGUGGACAACAAAGGAAAAGUCAGAAUGCCAGCAGUUGAGAUAUCAUUGCCAACAACAAAUAUUUCAGAAUGUGAGGCAUUGCUUCCUAAACCUGAGGUUGAUGUAUCUGAGGCAGAUAUCAGAGGUUAUGAGGGCAGUUUAAAAAUCCCUAAGAUGCCAACAAUUGACAUAUCAGUUCCAAAAGUUGAUUUAGAUGUUUCUUUGCCUAGGGUGAAACUUCAUGAACCCAUGGACUCUUCUGACUUUGAUGGUAGUAGGGGUACAGUAAAUUUUCCCCAUGUCAAGAUGCCUAAAGUAGACAUUUCACUUCCUCGUGCAAAAAUGGGUGGCACAGAUAACCAUGAGGUGGAGGUUGGAAGGAAGGGUAAAUUAAGAAUUCCAGAAGUGGAAAUAUCAUUACCACAUGCAAAACAUGACACAUCUUACACUGUCACUAAAAUUAAAGGUGAAAAGCUAAAAAUACAAAAAAUUUCAGUGCCUAGUGUUGAUUUAACAUUGCCUCAUGGACAGGAAAAUGAUGAUCCUGAUGUAGAAUUUGGAGCGAAAGGGAGUAAAUUAAAAAUGGCAGACAUUAUAGUGCCUAGGAUAGAUUUAUCACUACCUCAUGGAAGGAAAGAAGAUAGUCACAAACUUGAUUCAGAAUUAGAAGGUGGGAAAUUAAAGAUGCCAAACAUUGAUAUACCCAUUCCUCAAAUAAAAUCUAAAGAUGUUGUUUCAGAACUUCAAUCUGAUGUAGGAAAAGGUAAAGUCAUGAUCCCUGGGAUAAGGGGAUCUGUGGAAGUAAAAGGUGGACAAUGUAAGAUACCUGAUAUUAAGAUACCACAGGUAGACAUAUCAUUACCAGAAAGUAGAACUGGAGAGUUUGAUACCAAAGAGGGAGAAUCUGGAGGAGGGGGUGGAAAAUUGACAAUGCCGAAUGUUAAAAUCCCAAAACUAGAUAUAGGAAUCUCUAGAGAUGCAAACAUAUCAGAUCCUUCUAUUGAUGCAAGCCUUACGGAUUCACAUAAAGAGGGUAAAAAGACGAUGAUGCCUAAUGUGCCUCUAGAGAUGGAUCUUGGCUUAUCAAAAGAUGGAAAACAGGAUAAAAAGAAAUCUGAACUUCAAGAUACUGAUCUGGAUCCCACACCGAAAGAAAAAAUAAAAGGGCCAAAAGUUAAAGGUACAAAAUUUAAUAUUGGAAUGCCAAAAGUAAAAGUUUCUGGAUUAGAAACUGACAUAAACAAGUCUGGAAAAAUGGAAGCUAAAUUUCUAAAAGGAGGAACUGAUGCAAACUUGAAACCUGGUUUACAAGCAUCAAAGAUUCCUGAGUUUGACUUUGACAUUGAGACUGCCCAAACUGACACGAAUAAUUCUGAUGAAGAUAAAAAGCAGACUGGUAAAGUCAAAAUUCCAAAGUUUGGGAUUCCUCUGCCUUCUUUAAGUUCACCUGAAAUCAACAUCAAAUCAUCUCAGGGAAAAGGUCACUCUAUUAACAUAGACUCCAAGGUAGAGUAUGAAAGUCCACGUCUGCCAAAAGUAACAAAAGCUGUAUUUGUUAUGGUGAAUCCACAAACUGAGAGCUCAGCUAGUGUAGGUGGUGAAGCAAGUGCAGAAAUUAGAGAUGUGAAGAUUAAACAGCCAAAGAUCAAAAUGAAGCCGUGUUUUGGCAAGUCUCAAUCAAAUGUAAAGGGGAAAGCAAUAUAUUGCGAAGAUGAGGUGGAAACUGAGGGAAAGUCCAAAACUGGUAAGCUUAAAUUGCCCAAAGUCACAUUCUCAUCUGGGCAGAGAGGAUCAUUUGAUGUAACACCAAGUGGGUCUGAUGAUGGAACAAGUCCAAGUCUAAAUGGUAACAAAGAUGAAAAAACAAUGUUUGGAAAGCUUAAAUUGUCUAAAGUGGACUUUUUCUCACCAUACUCAAAAAAUGAAAGUGAGGGAGAGGAAAUGGAAACAAGCAUGAAACUCAGGAUGGACAGCUCAGGAGAAAGCAAAGAUAGCAAGGAGUCAAAGACAAUAUCAGGCACAAUGUCUUUCCCAGGUCUCAAGAAGAAAACAGAGAAGGAUGAGGAGAUGAGAAAGAGUAGUACUAUAGUAUCCUCAAAAGCAAGGACUGAAAUGUUGGCAGAACGGGAGGGAUCAGAGUCUCCAGUACCCACAGUAUCAUCUGGAUUUGUCUCUAUAAUGAAGUGUGAAGAAAGAGAGGAGACAACAUGGUUCAAAGUACCCAAGGUCACCCUUAGACCCCAUUCUACGGACAUCCUUCAUAUCACACCAGAAAGCCACCAGAAGUCCUCUCUUCCUUGUGAGGGAGCCUCUGGAGGUUUCUAUGUGAAGAUGCCAAGCGUAGAAUUUUUGACCCAUGAAAUGCCCUCAGAGCAUCUGAUUUCUAAAACAGAGGGAACUCUUACUAUAGUGACUAAGACGACAAAGUAUACAGAAACAAAAGGUACCAGUUCGAAACAGUAAGAAUCUCACAGAACUGUGAGAUCUAAUCAGUAGUGGAAUAAUAAUUAGGCCCCUUAUUUGCAUGUGACAAUUGUUUCAGUCUUACCGGUUUUAUUCUAU